GCGUCCGCGAGCGAGCGGGCGGGCGGAGGAGGCCGCGCCAUGGCUCCGUGCGGGAGCUGCCGGUGGGCGCUGCUGCUGGCCUGGCUGCCGGCCGGUUGCCUCUCCCUCCUGGUGACAGUGCAGGAUGUUGAGCGUUAUACCACUUUAUUUGCCACUGUCGUCCUCAAGUGUGACUACAGCACCUCAGCUCAGCUGCAGGAUGUGGUGGUGACCUGGCGUUUCAAGUCCUUCUGCAAGGACCCCAUCUUUGACUACUACUCAGUCUCAUACCAGGCUGGUUUAGCUCUUGGCCAGGACCCAUCUGAUGACUGCAAUGACAGCCAGCGAAGGGUGCGCAUUGUCAUCCAGAAGUAUGGGCAGAAGGAGCCUGUGCUGGGUAUUGACUACCAGCAACGAAAGAUCACCAUUCAGAACCGGGCAGACCUUGUCAUCAGUGAGGUCAUGUGGUGGGACCAUGGCGUGUACUACUGCGCUGUGGAAGCACCAGGAGAUACCUCAGGUGAUGCGGACAAAGAAGUUAAGCUGAUUGUUCUCCACUGGCUCACAGUACUUCUCAUUGUUCUCGGUGGUCUUCUCCUCCUUCUGCUGAUUGGAGUGUGCUGGUGCCAGUGCUGCCCUCAGUAUUGCUGCUGCCACGUCCCAUGUGUCUGCUGCCCGACUCAGUGCUGCUGUAAUGAGGAAGUACUGGAACGGCAUCGGUUCAUGAAGCAGGCUCAGGCACUUGCACCUUGGAUGUCACCCAACAUGUUCUAUGGAGGUGGCGACAGGAACUCUCAACUUUCCUCUUACCAGCUGAACCCUCUACUGCAACAAGAUGUGUCUCUGCAGAACAGUCUUCCGCUGGUGCAGCCACAGGCUCAGCUUUACCCUAAUAAGGGUGUUUUGGACUAUCUGGAGGCUGAAAUCCAAAACAUUAACACGUCACAGCUCCGGCCACACUCCCACCAGCGGCAGGCUGUGCAGCCCAGCUUGCUGUCCUCCCUGGGCUCCGAGAUCGUGCCACCUCCUCCAGCUGAUCACAUCUCCUCCCUCCAUGGGAGCAACAACUCCUCACGGCCGCAGAGAGCUGCCCAUACCCCCAGACCCUGGGACUCUGCAGCAGAGGACAGGAGAGAAAACCGGAGGUGGCCGUUGCCUUCCAGCGGGGAUUCUCAUUCCAGCUAUAGUCGGGAGCCCUGGGACAGGCAGCGAGAGGACCAUCCUCAGAGGCAGAGGACAGGGGGCUACAAUGGCAGGCCCCAGCAUUCCCGACGGGAUGCGUCACCCCCACGCCAGGCUGAGAGGGGCAAGAGCAGUAGCAGCAGCUGCAGUUUCUAUCCAGACGAAGUCAAGGAACGCUCCAGCCACCAUCAUGGCUGGAGACAGGAGCCCGCAGGGAGGCGAGACUACCAGCACCAUACCAGGAGGAGCAAUAACUCAGGUCAGCGGCGGCACAGCUACUCUCCCCCUUCUCGCCGGGGGUCGUGGAGCUCCUCAGAAGAGCAAGUCCGACUGCCAGCGACAAACCGCAGGCGGCGGCACCAGACUCGGGAAUGGCCAGAAGAUAAACCCCCCAGUUAUCGCUCCUUAGAAAUCAUCCCAGGUCAGGACAAGAAGCAAAAAGGCAGCGCAGGGCUACGCUCGGACAGAGGAAGUUCCCACAGUGGAAGAAGCAUAGUCAUUUAGUGCCAGUACUGAAAGAACUGAGAUUCCCACUGGACUGUCUUAGCUGUUCUACUAUGUAGGUUGGGAUGGCUCCUUUUGAUUGAACAGGCAACCAGCAAAAAAAAACAGAUGAAGCAGCUUCCCUUUAGACUUACAACUCUGAAGAAUCUAUGCCUAGUGCCCAUGAAAGCAAUACAUAACCCAUUUUUUUUCUUGCUGUGAUUUGAAAACUCAUGUUUGUGAUGGGCUGUGGUCCGUUGAAAACGUUAUAUUGGAAACAGCAGAUUUUUUCAGUAAGUGGUAUAUUCCCAAUCUUUAAAGAGAGAUACCAGGUGUCUUUGUUAGGCGCCCUGGCACUGCAAGGAUCACAGUCUGUAGAAUACUGGUCCUUUACACACCAGUUACUGGAGAGGGAUUUCAGUGAUCACAGAGUUGUAAAGUCACAGGACACUAGAAUAAUUUAGGUUGGAAGAGGCCUCUGGAGGUCAUCUGAUCCGGUCCCCUGGGAGUUUGGUGUAGUGAGGCACAGCAUGUCCUUUCUAAGGCCCUUUGUGCUUCAGAAUGUGUAAUGUUUCCUGCUUCUGCCUGGCUGCUAGCCUAGUUGGGGCAGUUGCUUCAUUUUGUCCCCAGUAAGCCUUUCUCCCAAACAGAAGGAUCACAGUGUUGGAAGGAUGUUUGACUGCCUUAGUAAGGGCUCACUAGCUCAGCUGCAAAUUGUCAGCUUAUCUACCCAAUACUGACUGAAACAAUCUUCCCUACUUUAAGGCUAGACCUUAGUGCCUUAAAAGAUACUUGUUCUAGCCUUUCACCCAGCCUUGAUUUAUUUGUGAACUUAAAGGACUAAAUUUACAGAGUUUGACCAUCCCUACAGGGACUGAGAAAGGUAUAACUGCUGUCCCUCAUACCACGGACCAGAAUUUCCUUCAACUCUAGGAAGCAUGGCUUUGGUGGAUAUAUCUCUCCUAAGCCAUGUACUCUUUUCUAUGCAUUUUGUAUUCUCCCUUUGCUGUCUGUGCCAUGUAUCAUAUACAUGGGAUGGGAUAAAGGACUCUGAAGAAAUCUCACAGUUACCAUUUUUACUAUUGUCUCAUUUCUCACCUUGCAACUAGAACACAGAAUUUCUCUAUGCUCUGAGACCAGUUGCUAAGGAGAAUAACUUGCCAUUUCUCCUUGAUGUGAUACAUCCACUGUUUUCAUUUAAAAUGUGCUGGAAAAGGGAUGUUCUCUGGAUAAUGGCUGCUUCCAUGGAAAACUGGCUUGCCAAAGGCAUUUCUUGGAUUCAAGAGACUCAACUGUUGUCGAGGAGCUUUUGGAGCAUCUUUUGAAUUAUUUUGUAACCCAGAGGCACUGGAGAUUGGCCCGUAUCAAUGACUGUAUUGCCUAGCUUAUUUCCCAGCCCAUGCCACGUGGGACAAUUGCUACUAUUUGUUCUUUAAUGUCCUAAUUACUGAUGUGCUUAUGUCUUUCCUUGGAAGACUGACUUGGGAUUCACUUUGCCCACCUCCUUUUUUUCUUUUCUUUGGACAAUGAUGGACAUCACACUUGGAGCGAAUGCUCCUAGCUGGAUAUCCGAUGCAGUUGCUGGUUGACCAAAGGCUACUACAGAGAGUGCUUGUUUUCCUACAGUUUCUUGGCUGACUGUUUAUUUCUAAUUCCUGUGUAUGGAGAUAAAGGAGGACCCACAGGCUUCUCUGACUGAUUUCAUUCCAGAAAUGGAGGCCUGGUUUUUGAAGACAGAGGGGCUGUUCACUAGCAGUUGAUGGCUAGCAUAAAAGAGAGCUGAAGGACUAACUCAAAAGUCUGAAUUCAAGAAAGGAACGCUAUAUUAAGGGUAGUCCUUGUCUGCAUUAGACCCAAACUGUGAAUAAUGUGAACUGACCUGUGAGUUACAUCUGAAAUACAGGGAAUUAAGUAUGUUUGCAGAAUUUGCGAAGCCAGUAUCACUUCUGAAUCUGGUUCUCAGCCACUGGCUGCAAAUAAUUUUUAUUGUUGUUUAACGACAAGCUGAGGAUUUUAUACACCCUGUCUUCUAUGAUGGGCUAGUGUUUUUAUUAGUUAAGAGGAGUUUAUCGUGACUACAGUGACAGAAAAUAAUAUGGGGCUCCUUCUUCCAAAACUAGCAUCCAGUUUUGACUUUAGCAUUGCCCUCUGGCAACUUUUAGCAGAUACUCAGGGCCCUGCAGAAUCUACACUUGGAAACUGAAUUGGUGGCUUGAAAUUUGACUUUAUGCUUCCAAGUAGAUCCGUCAUGCAGGACAACUUCUUCCUGUCAUCUCAGUUCAGCCCAAACGUCCAGGUUUCAGGGUAGGGCUGCCCCUUUCUCCAUCAAGAGUAGAAGCUAUUGAGACAGGUGAGAUCCCGAGAUGGUAGCAUGGGAAAGAGUUCAUUUUCCUUCGCAUUCAAGUGUGUAGAAGCCAACAUGCGUCCAGCAAGUUUUCCGAAGACCGAGAUGCCUCUCACACAGCAAGAAAAACCAGAUGCCUCUGUGUGACAGUAGCAACUGUCAAAGCUUGCUGUUGCAGUGUGAGCACACUAACUGCAGAGGCUGUGCUUUUUUUAUCUAAAUCCUAUGAAGGAGCCCUCCAUCUUUAUUUGUUCCUCUAGUCCCCAUAAUUGACCUAGGGUGACUAAUUGUAGAUUGUGUGAACACAAUUUGUGCUGUGUGAAGUCUAAAGAGUUUUAUCUUUAUCAUACUUGAGCUCCUCUUCAGUCAUUUUGUUCAUAAUUGUAGAAACAUUAAACAAAACACUUCAGGGAAAAUUGAUUGUAUCUCAGACUUAAUUUUAUAACUUCUUAAAUUGUGACAGAAGUAGCUUAGGUUAUCCAGCAGGGAAGAAGAAAUGGUACCAGGUUUACUGGUCCACAGACCAGUGCAAAUCAUAGAACACUAGUUGGUGGGCUGUGAAAUAAUGACAAAGGAAAUCUAUAUAUGCGUGUUUUACAACUGCAAGCAGACAGAAAAGAAGGAAAUAGGCUCUGCUUUGAAUGCUUAUUUCUGGUUUUAAUUGGCUAUAAAUGAAAGCUGUUGUGACAGCACUGCACAAUACUAUAUGGACUCUUUUUUUUUUUCCAGUAAGAUUACAGGGUCUUCGACUUUUUAAAAGAGAGAGAGAAUGGAGCAGCUCAAAUACUGCACACUGAAAGAAGUAACAGUAGGAAAUAGCCUAGCCUUAUUCUUUUUACAUUGCAAUUUAUUCAUGCUUAAUUUUUCAGCCAUUCCAAAUAGCUGAUGUUCACAUGUCAGCCCAUUUGCGAUGAAAAAAAGUUGAAUAUAUUUCACAUAUGAGAGUUAUUGCUAUUCUAGACUUUUGUUCUUCCUGUCAUGCAGAGGAAGGAAUAUACUUUAUCCCCAAGAAUAAAUUUUCUGUCUCAGAUAAAGUGCCUUGAUAGCCACUGGAGUUACCCUAAUUUAAAAUAAUACUGUAAUGAGUAAGUGACCAUGCCACAUGGGGCAGAUAAGGAUGCCUGUGCUGCUCCUGUCAGAUGCUUUCUACCUCAGACCAGAGAUUCAUAAGAGACAUCAAAAAAUAAUGUAAUUUUUCUUUGAUUAAGAAAGGACUUGCAGUAUCUGGCUUUCUUGCUUAUUUGCAGAGCACCCUGCCAUUCCAGAAUGCCGUUCCAGGAAUGGAGGGCAAGGGCUGCUUCUUGUGCAAUCAUUGAUCUGGUCUUGGCAAGUGCCUCUUUGGCAGUAGAAAGUGCUGAAAUGCCCAGUUGCUAUCUCUGGGAUUGUAUUCAUGACAGCACUAGCUAAAGUUAGGCUAACUUUGGAGGGGUGGAAAGUUGCCUUGUGUGAUAACCACCACAAUGCAAAGCUCUUCAGCAGUACAUAUUACUACAUAGGGUAGCUAAGUCCCCUCUGUGUUACUACCUCCAGCUGCACAUCAGUUUAAAAGACCCACUUAAUAUGGUUAGAGCCUUCCAUUUGUCGACCUGGCAUAAGAGAAAGAUGACACUUGAGGUUAUAUUAAACUAACCCGCACAAGUAAUGACUGCUCAUUGCUAUUUCUGCUAAGUUUAAUGCCUAUAAUGUGCUCUGUGCUGGUCUUCUGAAUAUUAUUCCAGCUGUAAAAGCAGAUAGUAGAUGUGUAGAUUCUUUUCAAUGACUGUCAAAUGAAUAAUUAAAAUAUAAGAGAACUUUCA
This is a messenger RNA of Tyto alba (common barn owl), 5784 nucleotides long. It is a transcript of the gene ILDR1, whose product is annotated as immunoglobulin like domain containing receptor 1. Gene Ontology annotation, cellular component: plasma membrane. The coding region runs from base 40 to 1665 and encodes 541 amino acids. Gene Ontology annotation, molecular function: high-density lipoprotein particle receptor activity. NCBI's taxonomy places the organism in Eukaryota, Metazoa, Chordata, Aves, Strigiformes, Tytonidae. The transcript is spliced from 8 exons. The record is from RefSeq and is a predicted model, not a curated record.